CGAGCGAGAAGAAGAGGACAAAUGCACCCUCCCCUUACGAAAAUAGAAGUGCAACUUUGUCAUUUGUUACGCAGAUUCUCCCGGCGGAAGGAAUGAAUGAAUGAAAGGGGAGGGCGAUACACUUUUCACAGCUUGCCCCAAACCGUCCCGAGAGGUGCCAUCCCAUCCAUUCUGUCCUCCUCCUCCUACUCCUCCUCCUCCUCCUCCUCCUCCACCUCCUCGUCAACAGCAAUCCCUCCCGUCCCCCAUUCCCACUACACAACAGUACAGUGGUCGACCACCACCACCACCACACCUCCCCUUCCUUCUCCUUCGCCCUCUCCUUCACCUCCACCUUCACCCUCACUUCUCCCUCCCAUUACCAUCUACCUGGUUCCCCAUGUCCGCUUCUACUCCUGCACUGCUUUUCUCUCUCGCUCCUCCCUCAAUCCAAAUCCCCGCCCUGCACCCCCUCCUCCUCCUCCUCUCCUCGAGCGCAUUCCCAGCACUCCCUCUCUUCUGCCUCUGCAGCCCCUUCUCCCUUCUUGCCCUCGCUGCCAGCGCCCCCGGGGAUCGUCGUCGGGUGCGUCCGAGGAGCGCCGGAAACGUCUGUCCGGCCGGCCACUUUGCGACCUAAAAUUGGAGCGAGGGCAAGUCUCGCGCUAAAUUUGGGCGCUGAUGUGGAGGGCCGAGAGGUGCGAACCUCACGUUCGUGUCAGAAGUUAGAGGAGUAGGCCUGAGCGGCCCCCCGAUCCGCGAUGCCGGGUGCUAAACAUAAUAUACCUCCGCACCGGAACAGAAUCAGGGACCGAAGACGUCUUCAGAUUUGGACGCAAUCGCUUCUUCUAGGGUGCUCUCGUGUGGAAACGAUGGGUAUCGUCCACACGAGUGCAGGAUUCUUGAAGGACCGCGCUUUUCUGCUCCUCUUCCUGCGAGUACAAUUUUGCGCGGCUCUGACCAAAGUUUGGCAAUCGGCUGGUUGGCGUAGUUCCUCAAGUUAGGCUGCCUGCGGUCGCUCUUCUCUCGGGCA
Molecule: messenger RNA, 1009 nt
Organism: Marchantia polymorpha subsp. ruderalis
Lineage: Eukaryota; Viridiplantae; Streptophyta; Marchantiopsida; Marchantiales; Marchantiaceae
Source: the annotation of a GenBank genome assembly